AUGACACUUUCACACGCCCGCAGUGCCUCCACCCCCCCUUCCGACACCCAGGCCCGGCAGCAGCAGGAGCGCUGCCCUCGGCCCGGGCCGGGCCCCGCGGCGGGAGCGGGGCCGCCGGCGCCGCCUCAGUCGCAGCGCCCCAGCCCUGCAGCGCCGCGAGUAGCGCUGCCGGCGGGGAGGGUCUGGGCGGCUCCCCCGCCCCCCCCGGCACGGCCGGGCCCGCUCCGCAACUCCGCCGGGGAACAGGCGGCACGUGCUCCCCGCGCCGGGAACCCGCCCUGCCUGCCUCCCGCCCGGCCCGGCCGCCAAGCCCCCCGCCAGGCCAGCCGCCAGCCCUGCCCCGGCAAGGCCCGUCGCUCCUCAGCGGGGCCGAGCCUGGGGGGAGCCGGGGCCCCGCACGAACCUGCACGUCUGAUCCCCCUCCGCCGCUCCAGAAGCCGCGAGUCGGCGCCGCGGCCCAGCAGCCCCCGCGACCCGCCCGCCUCGCGCCUGACGCCACUUCCGGGGCGGGGGAAGCGCUGCUCCGGCCCCGCCCGCCCCCGCACGGCCCUUCCCGCCGCGGGCGCCAGAGCGUGUGGGGAGGCGGGCGCGGGCAGGGCCGGGGAGUGCCCAGAGCCGUGGGAACAGCCCUCAGCGCCCUCCGCGGCCAUCCCUCCAGGCGCGCCGGGGUCCUGGUUUUGA
Neopelma chrysocephalum (saffron-crested tyrant-manakin) is the source of this 681-nucleotide messenger RNA. RefSeq names its product translation initiation factor IF-2-like. NCBI's taxonomy places the organism in Eukaryota, Metazoa, Chordata, Aves, Passeriformes, Pipridae. The transcript has a single exon. Bases 1 to 681 code for a protein of 226 amino acids. The record is from RefSeq and is a predicted model, not a curated record.